AUAACAACCUGACCUUUGCACCCGUGAGACAAAGUCUUUCUAUCAGCAUCAUUAGACAUAGAAGCGCUACAUUGCAGCUCAAAGCUAACAGCGAAAAGAAAUGGUAGCGUCAUCAGAGGAUGAUCAGAGUCAUGUGUCUGAGUUCCUCCGCCUCCUGUCUGCCCGACUGCCCGCCGGCGUUACCGGCACCACGCUGGUCAUGUGGACCCUGGUGUUGGUACUGGCUGUCCGUCUGUCUGUGUGGGUGGUGAGCUUCAUAGCGUGGCAGGUAAAGAUCAGGAGAGUCAUGAAGCAAUUUCCAGACCCUGGACCACCUGAUCCUAAUGGGGUUUUCUUGUCUCAUGUUGAGAACAAUCCCUACCAUGUCCGGUGGCUGGGUCCCUUCAUUGCUGUUACAUCCUGUACCCAUCCGGACACCAUCAAACCAAUCUUGAGCAAUAAAACACAAAAGCCUGACUGGACGUACAGGUUCUUUCGACCUUGGCUCGGAGACGGUCUUCUACUCAGUGAGGGAAGCAAGUGGCAGAGGAACAGACGUCUGCUGACGCCGGCUUUUCACUUUGACAUCCUGAAGCACUAUGUGAAGCUGUUCUCUCAGUCAACAGUCGUGCUUCUGGAUAAGUGGAUGUCAUGUGGUCCAGGCGCAUCUGUUGAGUUGUUUGACCACGUCGGGCUGAUGACGUUGGACAACAUCCUGAAAUGCAGCCUGGGUUACAACAGCAGUUGCCAGACCGACGGCAAGUCGGCUCCGUAUAUCCUUGCUGUGCACGACUUGACCAGACUGAUCGACGAACGGUUUGAUUACGCACCGUACCAUAUUGACUUCAUCUACUACCUGAGUGCGAGUGGACGCAGAUUCCGCCAGGCCUGCAAAGUCGUCCACGGUCUUUCUGAACAGGUCAUAACGGAAAGGAAGGAACGACUAAAGAAGGAAAACUUUGCCUGGUCGAGUUCAAGGAGUGGGAAGUGUUUGGACCUUGUGGACAUCUUGUUACAGGCAAAGGACGAAGACGGUACCGGACUGAGUGUUUCCGAAAUCCAGGACGAAGUCAACACUUUCCUGUUCGGCGGCCACCACACCACUGCCAGUGGAAUCAGCUGGACACUGUUCCACUUGGCCCAAAAUAAGGAAUAUCAGGACAAGUGCAGGAGGGAGGUGGAAGAGGUGCUUCAGGGACGGACAGAAAUGACAUGGCAUGACGUCGCCAAACUACCAUUCAUCACCAUGUGUAUCAAAGAGAGCAUGCGCUGUGUCCCCCCUGUUCCCCGAGUGGCACGGUCCGUGAAGCAGGAUCUGACCUUCCCUGACGGAAAGUCGUUGCCAAAGGGAAGCCCAACUUUUGCUGGUUUCGAGUUAAGCCAUAGGAACAGGGAGAUCUGGCCAAAUCCUACGGUGUAUGACCCUUACCGCUUCUCACCUGAGAACGUGGAGAACAGAUCUCCCUACGCGUUCCUGCCCUUCUCCGCAGGACCAAGGAACUGCAUCGGGCAAAACUUUGCUAUGACCGAGAUGAAGGUGUCCGUGGCGCUGAUCCUGCAGAGCUUCCAGCUGGAGCUGGACGAGACCAAACCUCCAGCCGUCCCCUGUGACAGGAUAACUCUACAGGCUAAGGAUGGGAUCUGGGUGAAAGUUCACCCGAUCAAGACCAAUACGCACAACUAAUUGUGGGACAACGUUCUAGUUAACUUGCAAUGUUUCCCAAUUCUGUAUUCUAUGUCAAAAUAUAGCGAAUAUUGUUAAUCCUAGUUGUUUGAUGAAAUCACCAUGUUAACAUAACGUAUGUUGGUUCUACGGUUCACUAAAGUAUACAUGGGGACAUGUAAUGUUAUGUGAUAUCUACGCUAGUAAAUGGCAAUGACAUUUAUCGUAGUUGUAAUAAGUUAGUAGUUAGGUAAAUGUUUCUUGUGAAAUUUAAAAGUGACCAGAAAAGACUGACAUAUCUAAUGUUUGAAUAUCUAAUAUAAGUCGCCUUAUUCUUGCCGAGGAUGCAAAUAAGGGUUAAGAUAAGGGUUUAGAUAUCUUUGCGGGCCAAUUAUGGAAUAUAAAAGUUUCCUUACCUUUGAAUAACGAUAAACGAGUCAAUGACUUACUGUUUUAGUACUUCUUCUACAAUUUAUUUCUAAUAACAUCAUCUGUAAAAUUUAGAACACGGCAUGGCAUAAAGGAAUUGCAGUCUCUUGUGUUGUAUUUGAUUAAUACAAAAUUAUUACAGUAAUAUAUGAUCCUUACCAUGUGACCUGUACUUAGCCCAGUGGGGCAAAAAUGUGCAAUAAAGGUCUUCAUUCAUU
Molecule: messenger RNA, 2289 nt
Organism: Branchiostoma floridae (Florida lancelet)
Lineage: Eukaryota; Metazoa; Chordata; Leptocardii; Amphioxiformes; Branchiostomatidae
Product: cytochrome P450 4F22-like
Exons: 13
Coding region: 101-1663 (520 amino acids)
Molecular function (GO): heme binding; iron ion binding; oxidoreductase activity, acting on paired donors, with incorporation or reduction of molecular oxygen
Source: RefSeq, a predicted model, not a curated record